GCGGGCCCCUACGUGAAUGGGAAAAUAUCCGCAAUCCACUAGCUUUCGUUACAGGAGCGAGAUCCGGUGCUCGGUAAAUGCCUUUAAAACCAAAAUAUAAUUAAUUAUAAUAAAAAUGAAAUUUAAAAUAAAAUAAAAUCCUAAUAAUUUGUUUGGUUUCGUCGUUGUUCUGAUGGUGACGACAUAACGAAUCUUCCUAUCUGGAUAGAUCCCAUCCAACCUCAUCGUUGACGAAAAAAAUCACAUUACAAUCGAAGUUUUUCUUUUUUCUCCGAAAAUUUGCGGACCGUGAAAGUUUCAUUGUCGAGCUUCAUGUUGCAAAAUCGAGAUCGGCCUGGCCUUGCUCAAGCUCAGCUACGACGUCCUUUCAAUUAGGGUUUUCAUUGAAGAAAAUAGAGCUUUAAUUCAAAGUUUUUACCCAAUUGUUUCUGAGAAAUUUGAAAUGAAUUCGGACGUUGCUUAGCCAACGGUAUCACGGGAUAUUUCGAAGUUCAGUUCUUUGGGGAAAAAGAAGAAUCUCUGAUAAAAUUUUCAGAACAGAAGGAAAUGGCAACUCCAGUUGAACCUCCAAAUGGUGUUCAUUACCAAGGCAAACAUUACUUUUCCAUGUGGCAAACAUUGUUCGAAAUCGACACCAAAUAUGUGCCGAUCAAGCCUAUCGGAAGAGGUGCAUACGGUAUCGUUUGCUCUUCUGUGAAUCGCGAAACCAAUGAGAAAGUUGCCAUUAAAAAGAUAAACAAUGCCUUUGAGAAUCGCGUCGAUGCACUGAGAACUUUGCGUGAAUUGAAGCUUCUCAGACAUCUUAGACAUGAAAAUGUGAUUGCUUUGAAAGAUGUGAUGAUGCCGAUUCACAGGAGAAGCUUUAAGGAUGUUUAUCUAGUUUACGAACUUAUGGAUACGGAUUUGCAUCAAAUUAUUAAGUCUUCUCAAGCGCUUACAAAUGAUCACUGUCAAUAUUUCCUCUUUCAGUUGCUUCGAGGCCUGAAGUAUCUUCACUCAGCAAAUAUUUUACACCGUGACCUGAAGCCUGGAAACCUUCUUAUAAAUGCAAAUUGUGACCUUAAAAUUUGUGACUUUGGACUGGCACGCACUAGCAAUGCCAAAGGUCAAUUCAUGACAGAGUAUGUUGUCACUCGCUGGUACAGGGCCCCUGAGCUUCUCCUCUGCUGUGACAACUAUGGAACAUCCAUUGAUGUGUGGUCUGUCGGAUGCAUCUUUGCAGAACUUCUUGGCCGAAAACCCAUCUUCCCUGGUACAGAGUGUCUCAACCAACUUAAGCUGAUCAUCAACGUCCUUGGCAGCCAGAAGGAGGAGGAUCUUCAAUUUAUAGAUAACCCCAAAGCCAGGAAAUACAUCAAAUCACUCCCAUAUUCUCAUGGAACCCCCCUUUCCCAUCUUUAUCCAAAUGCCCAUCCUUUGGCAAUUGAUUUACUGCAGCAGAUGCUUGUUUUUGACCCUUCAAAAAGGAUUGGUGUAACUGAAGCACUCCAACAUCCUUACAUGGCACCCUUGUAUGAUCCUAACUGCAAUCCUCCAGCCCAGGUGCCAAUCAAUCUUGACAUAGAUGAGGAUUUAGGGGAAGAGAUGAUUAGGGAGAUGAUGUGGAAGGAAAUGCUUCAUUACCAUCCCGAAGUUGCUACAGCCAAUGGUGAGGUGUUUGCCUAAUCUUUUCCACUUUUUGGUUCUGCACUCAAGCUUACGAGGUUGUUUUACUAAUGACGAGCAGCGUUUUUUCUUGGUAGUAUUAGAUGUUAUAUUUAUGUCUUUGCGACUUCUUUAUGCUUUUAAUAAUGUUGGUGAAACAUAUGUGAUGUGUCAGUUGUCAGCUGUGAUGCAUGAUAUAACUAAAUUUUGUAUCAAUAGCUUGUUUAGGAGCUUGAGCUCUUUACUAUAGAUGCAGUUUCUUUUUUAAACUUGUAUAUCAGGUUGCUGUUGUGUAUGUACGUGUUCAACUCUGAGAACUUAUUUUUUAACAUGUAAAUUAAGUUUAGACAUCAAGAACUAUUAUUACUAGCAGUUUAAUAUGUAUGAAAGGAAAAAACCACUUUCAUGUUGGCUGUUGCAUUUUCACCUGCUACAGUUACUCAAUGCUCACUCAUGCUGAUGGUUCUUUGAGAAGAACGGUUCAAAGCCAGGCACUGUAAUAUGUUUAAGUACUUCUAAACAUUA
This is a messenger RNA of Durio zibethinus, 2169 nucleotides long. RefSeq names its product mitogen-activated protein kinase homolog NTF3. The record is from RefSeq and is a predicted model, not a curated record. Gene Ontology annotation, molecular function: MAP kinase activity; ATP binding. Gene Ontology annotation, biological process: protein phosphorylation. Lineage: Eukaryota; Viridiplantae; Streptophyta; Magnoliopsida; Malvales; Malvaceae.